This is a messenger RNA of Galeopterus variegatus (Sunda flying lemur), 303 nucleotides long. RefSeq names its product chromosome unknown open reading frame, human C4orf26 (gene ODAPH). Lineage: Eukaryota; Metazoa; Chordata; Mammalia; Dermoptera; Cynocephalidae. Gene Ontology annotation, biological process: positive regulation of enamel mineralization. The transcript has 3 exons. The record is from RefSeq and is a predicted model, not a curated record. The coding region runs from base 1 to 303 and encodes 100 amino acids.
AUGGCUCGCAGACACUGUUUCUCCCACUGGUUACUUUUCUCCUGGCUGGUGCUAACUGUGGCAAAAGGACAAAAAGAGGUAGUCACCCCUCCUGGAGGCUCACAAAAUAACAUAGAUCCUACAGACUGCGAGAUCUUUACACUCACGCCUCCGCCCACCACAAGAAAUCCAGUAACAAGGGUCCAGACCAUCACAAGGACGCCCAAUCGACUUACUCCUCAUCAAUAUUUCCCCAGAAGAAUAUUCCAGAAAGGAAGCUCAUCUGAGGAAAGCAGAGAGAAAAGAGAAGCCCAAACAUACUGA